GGGCCAUGGAAAUGUGCAUGGGUCUGGGGUGUCCAUUGGGCUCCAGCAUCGGUCCGUGGCCUUGCUCUGUGCCAAUGGUGGGAUUGCCAAUUGGUGGGACUGACUGCUCAGCCACAACCCAUCUCCAGUGCUCCAUUCUCACCCGUCGUGCUGUCAAGCUGAACAAAUUCCAGUGUUAGUGGAGCUUGUAAUCAAUUAGGCACAAGGUGAAAAGGAUAAGAAAGAAAUACAAAAGGCAAUAGCUGAGUGUGAAGCAUCAGCAGGAAUUCAUUAAGGGCCAUGUGAUUGAUGGCUGCCCAGCAUGUCGUUUGUGUCUGAGCAAGCUGUGCCAGAGCCAUCCAUAGCAUACACUGCACACAUUAAAUUGGUUUUUAACCCCACAUCUAACUAUUUGCACAUCCAAGAAUGUUCACUACUUCUGUAAUAACCCAGCCGGUAUCACUGCUCUCACCCAUGUAGAGGUUUGUUUCAGUCUCAUGCCCCAAGAAUUUCUGACCUAAAAAUUCAGACUAAACUUGCUUUAUUCAGGUCUUUUAACUUCAUCCUUAUUUAGUUUACAUCAGCAAUUUUGUACAGCUGUCUGAGGAGUUGUGAACACCUCUCACAGUUUGCACUCAGCAAGCUUUUUUCUUCAAAUUUUUAAAGAAGGCAAAUGUGAAGUGCAUGAAUCAGACUCCAGAAAUGCUUCUCUAGUGCCUGCUGUGGCUCAGUGUGAUAGGGGAAACAGAAUUCUGGAGGAGAAAUCUGUCAUUAUGGCAGCAGGAGUAAUUUCUCAUUGAGACUUGCUAUUCAUAUGCUGCUUUUAUGCUUCCUAUUUCAGUCUCUAAAAGAGUCUGUGUAUUAUAUGGUGAACUAAAUGGCUUUUUAAUAAGCUUGUAACUACUGUCUCCCAAACUCUGUAAUUUAGACACUUAAGUGAAUAAUAGCACAUGAUGUAUAAUAGCAUGUUGCCUUCAGUUUUUCAUACUCUAAUAGAGGGCAAUGAUGCACAAAUGUAUAGUUAAUUAGGUCUUAAUUUUCAGUUCUUUGCAGUCCACUUUGUACAGAUAUCUUUAUUUGUAUUGCAGUGCAGUUGAAUCACUGGAAUAAUCUGAGCAGUUAGACUAUCCAAUUAUGAUUGCAGUGAGGUUAAUAAAUGAAACUCCUCCUCCAGGCUUCGGUUUUGUUUUGAUUAAGGCAUACAAGCACAGCAGGGAAGAGCUCUCUGUUUUUAACUUAUCCUUGAAAUUGGUUUAGUAUAUGAAGGUACACCUAAUAAAUCUCUGAUGGAUGCUAGUUUCCAAACAUGGCGUGUAUCUGAAUGGGAGUGCUGGCUUCUAGCACCUGCCCAAGACAGUUGUGUAAGGUCACCCUGUUGUAACGGAGAGAAGAAACUGCAUUUGCUUCUGGACAGGACUAACCUGGCACCUCAGUGCAGAUGGAUCUGCCAGUGUCUUGGAUCCUUAUGGUGGAUGGGAUUUCAUGUUCUCAUUUUUAGUGCUUUUCUUCAUUCUUCCUUUUUUCUUUUUUCCCUCUCCCAAGAUGCUUCUGCAGUGAAAUAUUAAAUAGAUGUCAGGUACCUCCUUUCUCACUGAUGUCCCAUUUGGUUUCCCAUUGCCCAGCUUCUUGCAGGCAUAGCCUUUCAUUACACCUGAUGGGUAGAUUUUCUGCUCGGACUGUAUAUUGUGCUUUCAUAUCCUCAUUUUACAAGUGCCUGCUCUUUGUUUUUCAUUCUGUACAAGUCCACUGGCACCUGCAUCCUGAGGACGGGCCUUGGGCUGUUCUGGAAGAGUUGAAAUUGAGCUGAAAGGAUUACUGUUUUCAUCAGCAGUCCAUUCAUCUUAGAUUUAUAUGACGAGCAACUCCAUUUUAUGUUUGAGUACAGAUAGCUGUUUUUAGAGAAUUGAUCUUUUUACACACAAACUGUUCCUGUCAAAUCUUUAUUUUGCUCUAAUCUAAGUUUAAGUGGCCUCUGAUAGACCUGGGGAACACUUAGAACUGGACAAGCCAUCUUUUUCUACAAGCUGUUGUCUAAAGAGUUCCUAUGUUAGGGAGCAAAAUGUCAUGCAGCCCAGAGGUGAAUGUGGAGAGGAGCAGCUGGCAGUGGAGCUGAUGAGCUUUGAGAGGAAACAGUGGAGGAUUUCCAGUUGCAUCUUCUACAAGGUAUUUUAUAUGUGCACACAGUAUUAUUGUUGGCAUUGCACUUCUCUAGCGUCUGUACUGAAAUAAUUACUGGUGAAUUAUUUAUUGAUUGGUAUUAUAUCCCUCCCUAUGAAUUGUCUUCAUAUUUUGGUGAAUAAUUGAGGGUUUUUUUCUAAGUAUGGAGUGGCUUUUAUCAUGUUAAGUGCUUAAUCUCAGUGGAAUUGGUGUCAGGAAAGAGAGGGAACCUGGUUGUCAUCUUUUUGUUGGCAAAGAGGUGAUGUCUGGGUUUUUAGUAGUGAAAAAAUAUGGGUAGGACCACACUUUUCCCAAGCCAAUGUCUCAAACCAGAGGGGCAUUUAAAAGGAGAUCCUGUGAAGACGGUGGGAUGUUGAUGACCUGGAAGGAGUUACACACUGGAGAAGAAAGCAGCCUGAAAAUGCAGUGGCUUGGACAGCAGUACUGGUUCUCUUGUAGGUUAAAGGAGCAGAUAUUUGGACUUGUCAUGAACAUUAAUACUCUAUAAGGAAAAGUAAGAAUUUUCUUUAGUGGUUCCUUUGGGUAGAAAAAGGAAUGUUUUGAGGAGGCUGCUUCUGAGCCUUGCUUUAGUCAGCUGCUGUCAUGGGCUCCUAGAAAGGAGACUUCUGUGGGUCCAGGUUCCAGGUGACUCUGUGUGUCCAACAGGUCUCAGCAACUGCAAGGUUCCUAUCUCAGAAAGCUGGAGGCUUCAUGACCUUAGUGGUCUGCUUGGUGAAACACAAAGAUACAAAGUUCACGUGAGAAAUGUAACAAAUCUUGAUGGUUUCAGCAAACCUUGGCCUACAGAGAGAACUUUGUUUUUCCGUUUUGAGAGUUGGUAAUGUUUUCUUUAAUUACGAAAGGCAGAAAAAGGCAUGAAGUUUUUUAUUUUUCUUCAGUUGGAAAGAAAUUCUUAUGGACUCCUCCCAGAGAGCAGUGAAGUGCUUUAAUCCAUGGGGUCUUGAUUUAUCUAAGCUUCAAGCCAGGACAUUAGUUCUCUGAGAAAACAGAUCUUUGCCCACACAUGGCUCUAAAUAUAUACUUCCUGAGGUGAAAGGGUUGAGAUGUUUUUAGCAGGACGUGCAGUACUCAGAGAAUUAGUAAGGAAAUCAUACAUUCCCAAAUGCUUAAUAUCCAAUUUUCAAAACAAUUUAAGCUUCUAGUGAUCUAUGUAGAGCAUUCUGUUGUGUCCCCUGUGGAAUAACGAAAGGAGGAGGAGAACUCUGAGGUUUGAGUAGGUGGUCUGUCAGAUCUUCAGACAGGAAAUGUACCAAAAUGUCAUAAAAGUCCAAAUUCUAGAGCUAUGUAAGAGGCAAGUCUAUGAUCAGGCAGCAUUCAGUGUUAACAGUUUCUCUAUGCAGCUCUUGGGUGCUGUUUACAUGGCGCUGCCUUCCCACACGCAUGGGUUUUGGAGGUUCUGGUAGGCUGUGCUGUACAUGAACACUAACUCACAGAUGAUCCCUAAACGAAAGCUUGCAUUUUAAGUAUCUGAUUGUGGCUAUAUGGCUAUUUUUCUGGGUCCAUUCCUAGAGCUAGACCUAUUUCUUGUUUCUGAAACCAGAAUGGGUUUAGUAGCAUCUUUUGGAGUGGCUGCACACCAGGUUACUCUAUGUGAGUCUGCCACAUUGUCUUUUAGAAGGCAUUUAUUAGAAUUUCAUUGUUCAUGUCAGUUCUGUUCAUGCAGGAGUGUGGAACUUGUGGUUCUGCUUUCUUUUGUGUGGUAGAUUUUGUUUGUUUGUUUGUUUUAAAACCACGGCUGCGUAUUUGAGCAUUGAUUUUUAUUUUUUUAUUUUUUUUUGCUGAGCCAUUCCAAGUCCCUUUCUAGAAUUUAUGGUUUAAUUAAAAACCCUGUGAGGUUUUAUAACUAAUGUAAAAGUUAGCAUUUUGUGUGUGUUAAUUUACAUUUGUUAAUACUGAAUUUCAUUGAUGUUAUAUUCCUGGUCCAUCCAUAUCACUUAAUUCUCCGAGAACUCCUGGCAGUCCUGUCAGAUACUGCUUUACAUCAACGUGUCAUCUGCUGAUGUUUCUACCCUUCAUCUCUACCGCCUUGCAGCCUUGCUUUCAGUUCACUGAUCUGUGAAAUAUUCUGUAGCACAGGGGCUGCUGCUAAACUCAGCUACCAUGCAUAUUAAGCCCUUAUUUUUCUCACCUUUGCUCAUCUCCUGUGUGUGUAUCCCUCUACCCGUUCAUCCCCUGGGAAGGCACACAUGGCGGUCCUUGUUUCCAUCCCCUCUUGACUGAGUAGGCAGCACAGAGUGUGCCUUGUUCAAAAUGCUUCAGGAAAUACCGAAUGUCACAGCCACGAUAAAAAAUGGUUUGUGCGCUGUGGCUCACCAGAGUUAUUAGAUGUGGUGAUCAGAAAAGUUUGGGCUCAUGUUACAGUUCUUGGUGGUACUCAGAGCAAUCCAGUUCCUUUGGGUUCUUUUGUGAAUUUAAUUCAUUUUGUAAAAUACAUCUGCACUGAUAAUCAUAGAAGUAGUGCGGUAGCUCCAAGAAUGAAGGCAGGGUCUUGCCUUGGUGACAAGAAUUAGGGGGAAAAAAAGAUAUUUUAACUAAAAUUAAGUUGUCUUUUUCUUUUGUUUGGCCAGUACUUGUCAAUUGCUCUAGAAGCACUGAAAGCUUGUGUGUGUUCCAAUCUCAUUUCAAGACUUUCUUCUUCCUUUUCCUUCCUUACUGGACUUCAUGCCAAGAAAUACACCAACUCUGAUGACUCAGACAUGAGAACUCUAUUUCCCUUCAUUUUUAGUUCACCUCUCCUAUACAUGUGCAUAUCCUAUUAACUUUUUUUUUUAAAGCCACUGUUUGGAGUUAACACUGGACAGUAAAGAUGAAGGUGUGCAGUCCAUUCCAUGGUGUGGAGCACGGCCUUGAUGUGCUGCUGAUUGCCAUCCCCUGGUCCAAAACUGAUGGGUAGGGCUUCAGUAGUUUUAGUUAGAUGAUCAAAAAGUAUAUGCUUUAAAAUACAGCUUUCUGAGCAUUUCUGUGCAUUGUAGUUAAACUCUUGAGUGCAGAGGGCAUAGUUCAAUAUUAAAUUUUAAUGAUCAACAAUGGCAUUUUUAACUCAAAAUGUACAGUCCCUAUCCUGAGGAACCGAGGCUCUGUGGUUUUAUUAAAUAUAACAUCAGAGCAGAAUCCAUAAAUGUGAUGAACUUGAUGUUAGUAUGGCAAAAGUCUGAUUUGAUAAAAGCACCAUUUGCAUGUUGCUCUGAUUUUGGUGUGUACAAACCUUAAUCUUUAAAGGUUUGUAACUGUUCUCUGUUCAAAUGUUAAUAGAAAAUUUGGGGUAGCUUCCAACAAUAAAAUCAAACUGGCUAGCUUUCCUGUGAGACUUCCUGUGUUUCCUGCUUCUGUUCUGGCUUAAAGUUGAUGGUGUUAAAAAAACCACCCUUUCUUGUAUUGUUUCCACUUUUGUUUUUAGCCAAAAUGCAAAGGCAGGGAAGCAUGGCAGCAGGUAAAAAUAAAAAUAAAAAUAAAAUAGCACCACCAUAAAACAAGAAACUGCCUAUUCUUCCACAUUUAAACAUCUCAGCACUUACAUGUGCAGAGAAAAGGCUGAGUUUGGAAGAGAAAGGAAGUAGUCAAAAGAAGACAUUCUCUGUAAAAAAAGGUCUUGACUUGAGGAACAACUGGAAGAGUAGCCCAGCUAAUGGCACAUGUGUUACUUCAGGGAAGUUCAUCAAGCAGCAUGUGAGCACGCUGCUGAGAUCAAAUGGUGAUUGAGUGUUAAUCAAUAAUUCCAUUCAUGUGGGUCCAGUAUUUUCCAGCUCUUGAUUUGUUUCUGUAUAUAGUAUUCGAAUUGGACCCAUUAUUUCUGUUGCUGUCCAAGAUAUUAGCCACUUUCUUCUUAAUUUAAUUCGUCUUUUCUUUGGACAGUCAAUGUCAAUUGCUUUAGAAGCAUUGAAAAUGUGAUGCAUUGCAUGAAAUUGAUUCCGGCUUUUAUUUGUGAUCUUCCGCAUACAGUUGAGUGUUGUUCACUCAGGGCAGUUCUUUCUUUCCUUUGCAGUGCUUGAAAAUCUCGCCACAUCACAUACUUAGCAUUAGGUGAUGAGUUGCAGUGUAGGUGGAGGUGUGGAGAUGUCUGGAAAAAGAACAGCACUUCAAUUUUUAUUAUAACAGUGUAUGCUGAAUGAGAGGAAGUCCUGCAAGCAGACUCACUAAAGGAAAUGCUUCAUUUUAUGAAGCUGGUACGCUGAAGGAAGAAUUAGGGUUCUACAGAUUUUACUUUCUAAACCAGUACCCAGCACCUACCUGACUAAAACACUUCAGGGCAGGAUUGCACGUGCUGCUUGAGAGCACUUUGUCUUGUUCAGAUAACUGUUGCUGGAAUUUUCCUGCAUUGCACAGCCCACCCACUCUCUAUUAUUGUGGGAGGAUUAUCAGCAUUGCACACAACUGUGCGAUGGAUGCAGAGAAGGUCAGAGCUGGUUUCAUGUCAUUGAGUUCAGGCUAGAAGCACUGUGCUGCAGAUUGGGUGGCUCCAAGCAGCCCUAGCAGUCUGGGCCAGCGCUACACUGGAGGUGUAUUUCUGUGCUCCAGAAUCAGCAUCAGUGUGAAGAAAAGGCUUUAUAGGUUAAAAAAAAAAGAGAGAGAGAGAGAAGGAAAAAUCACUUGUCAAGGCUUUCAGUCCUUACUAUUUUUACUUUAUAUGUCAAAAAAAGUUGUAGUAUAUGUAAACAACAACAUUUUGACUCUAGUAUGUUAUAGCACUGUACCUGAAGGUAUUUAAGCCUUACUGUUUUAUAAAUUUUGAGUUUCAAUGGGGUAAACCUGCUGAUAUAGUCAUCAAAUUUAGGUUAACGUGAGGAGGAAGCUGUCUCCUGAACAGAAAUACAAACAGAAUUAUAUGCAAGAUGUUAGGAAGCAAUGUGUUCUCUGUUACAGUUUCAGAGAUCUUCAAUGAAAGACAGGAUUUUGUUUUUUUGCAGGCUCUGAGGAAUGCGUUCCCAUAUAGGUGGGGUACCUUUUUGAAUGCUUCUAACAGCUUAAUCAGUGUAUAAACAAAACCACCCCAAAGGCUGCUUUGUUAGUGGAACAACUGUGCUUCUGUGGUAUGUGUUUCUGGCUGACUCCAGGUAGGGGUUUUCUGGAGGCCUUUUGCAUUUUUUGUGGUAACCCGAUGAACAAAAUAUUCAGACAGCACACCCAUGCUGUGUUCCCAGCUCUUCAGUUUUGUCAGCGAUAGGCAGUCUAGAAGAAAGUAUGUUACUACCUUUCUUCCAGAUAUGUCUUUGACGUGUGUUUUUAUGCUCUGCAGUUUCUAAUGUAAAGGAAAAUAAUUGCAGCGUGCUCUUAAAGCAUUACUCAACAGCAGUGUAAACCGGAGUAUGCUGACAUUUGUGGUGGUGAUGCCUUUUAGGCAAGCUGCUAGAUUUGGGCUGCAGUGUUAGCAGUGUGGGUUGCUGCCUAAUUGGACGCCUGUGCUAGAAGCAACUGGAUGUGUUUUGUGAUUCCUGGAGAAGCAAAACGUUCAGUUCCCUGGGGUGAAUUUCCUCUGAUUAGCUGUCAGACUCUUCACUUUCAAAAGCUGGUUCUUAUCUGAUAGUACAAAACAGUCUGACUCGUCAGGUUGGUGCUGAGAAAGAAGCAAGGAAGCCCCUGUUCCUGCUUGUACCUUGAAGAAGCUGGGCACCUAAGCUUUCUUCCUUUCUUCAUUGUGACCUGAGAGAGUGGCGGUGCCGAGGACUCGGUGUUCCAGUACAGACUUUCCACUGGUGAGCUGGAGAGACUGAGCAUUUCGAUCUGCGCUGGGAGCAGCUGACAGCGCGCGGGGAUGUGCUGACGGCAUUAUGGGCAGGCGUUACCCAGGGGCUCACUAUCGGCCAAGCAGCUCAUUCGAUUCCGGUGUGGACGCGCUGGCGGUGUUUAUGGCAAGCAGCAGCACGACGGACGUGGUGAAUCGCAACGGCCCCGCCACGCCGCCCAACACCCUCAGCCUGCGCUCCUCUCACAACGAGCUGCUGAACGCUGAGAUCCGGCACACCGAGACCAAGAACAGCACUCCUCCAAAAUGCAGGAAGAAGUACGCGCUGACUAACAUUCAGACAGCCAUGGGCCUCUCAGACCCGGCAGCACAGCCCCUUCUGGGGAGCAGCUCUGCCAAUAUGAAGCUGGUGAAGAACGGAGAAAACCAGCUGAGGAAAGCUGCCGAGCAGGGCCAGCAGGAUCCCAACAAGAACCUCAGCACCACGGCCGGCGUCAGUGUGACUUCUGAGAAGUUUGAAGGCAAAGAGCCGAUCCCGCAGGACUCCUCCAGCUGUGAAAUAUUGCCCUCACAGCCCAGGAGGACCAAGAGCUUCCUGAAUUACUAUGCAGACCUGGAGACGUCUGCCAGAGAGCUGGAGCAGAGCUUUGCUGUGAUGGAAGAUAAAUCUGCACAAAGCAACAGCCAGGCUUCCACCAUUAUUGUCAAUGGGGAAGUCCAGCCCCGGAAGCAAAACAAGCAGUCAAGCCCAGAGGAUGGCCAAACUGCCACGGUGUCCUCGAGCCCUGAGACUAAGAAGGACCAUCCCAAAACGGGGGCCAAAACAGACUGCGCUCUACACAGGAUUCAGAACCUGGCUCCAAGUGAUGAGGACUCCAGCUGGACUACACUGUCCCAGGACAGCGCUUCACCGAGCUCUCCUGACGAAACAGCAGAUAUAUGGAGUGAUCAGUCAUUUCAGACAGACCCAGAUUUACCACCUGGAUGGAAAAAAAUCAAUGACAUUGCUGGAAUCUACUACUGGCACAUACCUACGGGAACAACUCAGUGGCAACGUCCCGUGUCUGUUCCAACAGAUCUUCAGGGCUCAAGGAAAGGAUCACUUGGUUCCAUUACUCCAUCUCCCACUCCAGAAACUGAGAAACAGCCAUGGAGUGAUUUUGCUGUACUGAAUGGGGGAAAGAUUAAUAGUGACAUUUGGAAGGACCUGCAUGCAGCCACUGUGAACCCAGACCCGAGUCUGAAAGAGUUUGAAGGAGCAACAUUGCGCUAUGCCUCCUUGAAGCUCAGAAAUGCUCCACAAUCUGAUGAUGAUGAUUCCUGUAGCAUCAACAGUGAUCCAGAAGCCAAGUGCUUUGCUGUGCGCUCUCUGGGCUGGGUAGAAAUGGCAGAAGAAGAUCUUGCUCCUGGAAAAAGUAGUGUUGCUGUGAACAAUUGCAUCAGACAACUCUCCUACUGUAAAAAUGACAUCAGAGACACCGUUGGCAUUUGGGGAGAGUUGCAGGGCAAAGACAUGUACCUGAUACUGGAAAAUGACAUGCUGAACCUGAUCGACCCCAUGGAUCGUACAGUUCUUCAUUCACAGCCCAUAGUGAGCAUCAGAGUCUGGGGAGUGGGUCGUGACAAUGGCCGAGAGAGAGACUUUGCGUAUGUGGCAAGAGACAAAGACACCAGAAUUCUGAAAUGUCAUGUGUUUCGAUGUGACACGCCAGCAAAAGCCAUCGCCACAAGUUUACACGAAAUCUGCUCAAAGAUUAUGGCUGAACGGAAGAAUGCUAAAGCUAUGGCUUGCAGUUCAAUGCAGGAGAGGACAAACGUCACCCUUGAUGUUCCUCUGCAAGUAGAUUUCCCAACACCAAAGACAGAACUGGUGCAGAAGUUUCACGUCCAGUACCUGGGAAUGCUACCUGUAGCUAAACCUGUGGGAAUGGAUACUCUGAACAGCGCUAUUGAAAGUCUGAUGGCUUCCUCUAGCAAGGAGGACUGGAUGCCAGUUACCAUGAAUGUUGCUGACGCUACUGUCACAGUCAUCAGUGAAAGAAAUGAAGAGGAAAUCAUGGUGGAAUGUCGUGUGCGGUUUCUGUCCUUCAUGGGAGUAGGCAAGGAUGUUCAUACAUUUGCCUUCAUUAUGGAUACAGGAAACCAGCAUUUUGAGUGCCACGUGUUUUGGUGUGAACCAAAUGCAGGCAAUGUGUCAGAAGCUGUUCAGGCUGCGUGUAUGUUACGGUAUCAGAAGUGCUUAGUGGCCAGGCCUCCUUCACAGAAAGUUCGGCCUCCCCCACCACCUGCAGAUUCGGUGACCAGGAGAGUCACAACCAACGUAAAGAGAGGAGUGCUGUCCCUCAUUGACACUUUGAAACAGAAACGCCCAGUCACCGACAUGCCGUAGCUGUAUAAGAAGAUUCUCCUAACAUUUAACUGCAGAUAACAGUAGCUACACUAAGGAAAAUGAACUGGUGAUGUUUGGCCUUCCAAUCCAAAUUGCUGCUGCUUUGUCCUAAGAGAAUUUAUCCGUAUCAAAGCAAUGCUAGACAAGCAUGUUAUCUCGUUCUUGCCAUCAUUGUUUGAUAUGAAAAGAAGCAUGAAUAAUUUUUUUCCUGUCAGUGAGUUACAUCAUGAGCAAUGGAAGGUCUUUUUGAUUGUAAAUACGUGAACAUUACCUGAACUCACACAAAGAAAGAAUAUGGCCACAUCCUUCCCAGUGAACUCAUGCUAAAGUCCUUGGAGUGAAUGACGCCUGAGUUGAUGGUUUCACUGUCUUGAGCUGGAUUUGUCACAAACCAAUCUUAAUUCCUACAGCACUUUGGUUCUCAACACUGGAGUAGAUACCAAGGAUCAGCUACCGUUGAAUUACUGCAGAUUAAAUACCAAGUUUUAUUUUUUACAGAACUAACCUGUUAAUUUUAAAUUGUUGGUCAGCGUUGGUCUGCCUGACAUUCAUGUGAAUCGUUGUCAUUUGAUCUCUGUUUGUACAUUACAGUUGUAGACAGGAAUUGUUUGAUACCAAACCAAUGCUGAAAAAAUCCAGGAGUGUUUUCAGUAAUUGAGUACAGGGUGAUCCACUGAAGCUUUUCAUCUUUAAACAUACAGAUCACAUGCUGGAUGUUAAGUAUGUCAUCCCAAAUUGUCAUUAAUUCAUCAGAAAUACUGCUUGUUCUACACAGGGCUCAUACUGAUCAGGAAAGAGUUAGUCAGUAGUUUUACUGUCUUAAAACUCUCACAAAAGCAAAAAUGCUGUAGAUGUUUUCUAUAUGAGUGUUUGAUCAAAUGUUCAAUUCAGUGUCGGGUUGCACUACUCCCCCUCUGAGUUUGCUGCUAAAUACUUAGCACGCCACAAAAAGAACAAUCAUGUUUCUGACUAUUUACUAAAUUCAGUGGAAAUUCUUUUAAUGGUCUGUGACAAAAUCAUGAGAGUUGUUUUCUAACAGGAUGGAGCUUCAAGUGGGACAACUUCAUUUCAAUGCUUUUGCUCCAAAGGUCUCCUGUAACAGCCUUGAUCCACACAACUGCAGGUUCUGACAAAGACAGCACAGUAACGCCCCUUCAAAAUUGUGUCUUGUGCUGAUCUUCAGAUGCAGCUGAGCAUCUUUUUCCCUUUGCCAUCUUCUGUUUAGACCUACAGGUUGGUACAAAUUUUGGAAAUGGAACAUAAAAGAUAUUUUUAACUAAUGUUAAAAAUGUUUUGCCUGCAUUUUUAUAUGUAUGUUCCAAACUGUAUCUGUCUCCCAGGUCUGCAAAUUUGGUCAUGCUGUAAUUUUAGAAGAACGUUGUCAACGUUGUUUUUACAAGAACCAUUUUUUUACUUUACUGUGCCAGAGAUUAUUAUAAACAAGAUUGUUAUGAACAAAUAAUGAUUUUUUUCUUAUUUUAAAAAGUCAACAGCAAUGCCUGGGCAAAACAUGUUGAGAAGGGGAAAGAGUGACGAUUCAAGAAAUGCCUGCAGUGGAAAUGUAGAACUAUUAAAACACAUUUAGCCUGAUGUAAUAGCAAGUGUAGGUGAAGGCUAGCCAUGCAGCUGUAGUAUUCUAAAUGGAGCUCUCUAGAAUACCCUCUAAGGAGCUGAUCCUCCACUAUGUUCAGGAAAUGUCUAGAUGUUGUCCUGAGGGAUAUGCUUUAGUGGGCAAUGUUGAUAGGUGGAUGGUUGGACUGGAUGAUCUUAGAGGUCUUUUCCAACCUUGGUGAUUCUAUGAUCUCUAAUCUCUGCAUAAUAGAGUUUCUGCACCCCGGGCACUGAAGCAAUUCUGUCCCACCCCACGUCUUAAAGUUCCAGAUGGAAACUCCAGGAUUUUUAUUUGUUCUACAACAAAGAAUUUUUAACAGUAAUAAUCAAGUUCAGUAGCGUUGUCUGCACAGUGCUGCUUUUCCCCAGGAGAGGAGCAGACCACGUUUAAACCAAACCCACCCUUGGGAAACAGCAGGUAAAGGUAAGAAGCCGUGUCAGGAGUCUUUACACAUCUGUGUCGCCAAGGCUCUGAACACAGAGUUUUCACUGGCAAAAAUGUGCAACUGCAGGAAGGGCUGAGGGAAAAGAGAGAGAAAGGUAUUUGAAAAGCUGUGGGUCCCCUGAAUUUCUUGUCUGUUACCAAAAUGCUGUUGAUUUUGCAGAUAUUUAAGUAGUUUGCUUAAUGGGCCAAAUAUAUUUGGCCUUCUGGCUGCAGUAGAACUCCUGAGUUUCUAAAGGGUUAAAUACACACCCAGGUGUUCUCAGAAUCAGCACCUAAAAUUGCAAAGCUCGUUGUCUCUUAUCAAACAACGUACCGAGGCACUCUUUAACCACGGCCAAAAUAUGUAUGUAUGGCCUACGCGUGUCCGAGUAACUACCGCUGUUUGAGUUGAUGUUAUAGCAACCCUUCGGUUAUCUAUGCAUUUUAUACAAUACCCAGCGACUCUGUAAGCGGGCAGCCAUGCAUUCACUAUGCCUUGUAUGUCUGAUGCCAUAUUUUAAAUUAACCUGUUAAAUACAGCUUAAAAUAUUUUUAUUUUAUUUAUUCUAUUUUUACUGAAAUAUCCUGCAUUAUUAUGUCGAUGUAUUGUCUUUACUGGACGUGAUCUUGUAACAUUCUCUACGCUGUAUACUAUAGUUUGCCUAAAAAAGGCAACUUUGUAAUUAUUUGUAGUCACAUUUUUAUUGAAGUCUGUAGAAAAAUCAUGUAAAGCGAAGCUAAUUUCUUAUUUUUUUCAAUGCAAGUAGUAAACUAGAGGUAAGUAUCACGUAUCACUCACGUCAUUAACGUGCUCCCUUGCAGAAGCAAGGAGAUCUAUGUUCACCAUCAAAAAUGAGAGAUAAAAGCCUUUCUUUUGAAA
This is a messenger RNA of Gallus gallus (chicken), 13141 nucleotides long. RefSeq names its product amyloid beta precursor protein binding family B member 2 (gene APBB2). Gene Ontology annotation, molecular function: amyloid-beta binding; transcription factor binding. The record is from RefSeq and is a predicted model, not a curated record. Gene Ontology annotation, cellular component: nucleus; cytoplasm. Gene Ontology annotation, biological process: regulation of DNA-templated transcription. Bases 7923 to 10226 code for a protein of 767 amino acids. The transcript has 17 exons. NCBI's taxonomy places the organism in Eukaryota, Metazoa, Chordata, Aves, Galliformes, Phasianidae.